Musca domestica (house fly) is the source of this 3341-nucleotide messenger RNA. RefSeq names its product O-acyltransferase like protein. The transcript has 12 exons. The record is from RefSeq and is a predicted model, not a curated record. Lineage: Eukaryota; Metazoa; Arthropoda; Insecta; Diptera; Muscidae. Gene Ontology annotation, molecular function: acyltransferase activity, transferring groups other than amino-acyl groups. The coding region runs from base 420 to 2906 and encodes 828 amino acids.
AUUCGUAGCGUUUAGUUCGAAUUGAAAUUCGCAUCUAAGCGGUUGUAGCGACUCGGAAAAACGGAUUUGAGUGAAAAGAAUCGAUUCUCAAAAAAUCAAAAAAAAAAAAAAAUAAGAAACUUGGUUAAAUUUCAAAUUCAAGUGACGCAGCAACAACAACAACAAGAGAAAAAAAACAAAAUCAAAAUUAUAACGACAAAACCGGACAUUUAACGGAAUAACGAAAAAAAAAACAAAUUAAGACAAAUUGCUAUGCAAAUUAACAAAAUUAAACGAAUGGAACUGUGAACAAAUAUAACACAAAAAAACACAAAACACAAUUGACCAAAAUCAAAACAAAAACAAUAAUUAAAAAAAGUGAAAAAAUAAGAAAAAAAAAAUAUAAAAAACAACAAAAAACAAAGAACUACCGAAAAAAAAUGCGUAACAAGGGGAUAACCCUAUUAUGCCUGUUACUGGCAGUGUUUAGUCGUCCUCACCCUGGGAUCUAUGCCCUCGAUGCCACAAAUCAUGCAGCGGCAGCCACGUGUAGUCUCAAGGACAACUGUGAUCUCAACGAUCAGCUGUUGACAGUUGGCGGUGAGAAAAAAGUGGGAGAUUCAGCCAAACAUUUGGAGGGUAAAAUUGCCUCUGUCUUUGAGGAUAAGGUGAACUAUAGCAUGCAAAUAUUUACUGAGGAGACAAUUUUGGAAUACAAUGCCCUUGAGGGUACCAAUAUUAGUGCAGCCUCAGCAUUGUCGAAUUUCACACACCAAUUUACCCUGGUCAAGAGUAAAGAGGAUGAUGACAACGACGACGAUGAUGUUAUUGAAAGUGAAAGGGAAUACCUUUACAGCAUUGGCCAGAAACUGAUAUCGAUUGGCAAGCCAUUUGAUGCCUCACGUAACCCCGAUGCUUCGGAGCUGUGUCGUUUACACACCCGACAAUUUAUGGAGGGUUUGAACAAUUUCGAUUUGUGGGCCUUGAAAUUGCACGACUCCACGGGCAAACUCAACUCUGGCAUCUUGAAUGGCAACAUCAAUCAGUUGGGCGAUUUCGAUCAAUGUCUGCGAGUGCAGCAUCAAAUGGCUGAUGGUGGUGCAACGGGUGCCGCCAAUGUCGAAAUGAAGGGACAAUACUGUUUGGCUUAUGCUCAGCCCGAAUUGCCACACAAAUCGAAACGUUUGCAAACCUUUUUCAAUAUGGUCCGCUCACAUGGACCAUUCCGCAGUGAAUUCGAUGAUCCUGGCCAUCGUGUGCCACGUUUCUUCCUAAUCAACUGGGGUAUUUGUGUGCCUUCGUCAUGCUCGCACAAAGAUGUUGAAUACACGGUCAGGGAAUAUCUAAACAAUGUAACCGAAUCCACAGGAGUAUCAUUCAAAGUUCGAGUUGAACCACAAAUGUGUCAAGUUAAGGAUAAUAAACCCUGGGACAGUGGUACCGUCUGGGCUGUGCGUUUCUUUACAAUUAUUCUGUCGAUAACCAUACUGUCAACCGUAUAUCACGUCUGUACGAAGAACAAGAAGCCAAACGACUGGUUGGUAGCAUUUUCUUUGGACAAAAAUCUACGUUGGCUCUUUAACACUUCCUCCUCCCCCGAAGACAUUGAAGCUGUCCAUGGUCUGCGUCUGCUGAAUGCUGUUAUGUUGUUGUUCUCCCACAAGUCAAUGGCCAUAUUUUUCAAUCCAUAUGACAAUCGCACAGAAAUGGCAGAGGCUUUGGGACAACCCUGGACUGUUGUUGGCCGUGCAGCUUCUUUGUAUACGGAUCCCUUCCUUCUAUUCAGUGGCAUGUUGACGGCUUAUUCAUUUUUUGGACGUUUGAAUAAGGGUCAAACCAUCAAGCUGAAAAAUGAAUACAUCAAUCGUUUUAUUCGCAUUGUUCCUCCACUGGGUGCUCUUAUCCUCUUCUGUACGUUCAUUUUGCCAAUGUUGGGCUCAGGACCUCAAUGGAAUUUGGUUGUUGGACAUCAUGCUGAUAUUUGCAAAAAGAACUGGUGGCGUAAUCUGUUGUUCAUUCACAACUACUUUGGCUUUAGCAAUAUGUGUUUGACACACACCCAUCACUUGGGCAUUGAUACACAACUGUUUGCCGUUGCUCCUUUCAUGAUUUUCGCCAUGUGGAAGUGGCCACGUAAGGGUGCCAUGGCCUUGGUAGCCUUGGCCUUGAUUGCCACUUUUGGACGUUAUUAUGUUACCGUGUUCUAUGAGCUAUCCAAUUACAUUUAUUUUGGUACCAACAUCAAACGUUUAUUCCGCACAGCCGAUCGUAUGUACUCCUUCCCUCCGCUACGUUCCACCGUUUAUAUCAUGGGUAUUUUCUUGGGCUUUGCCUUGCGUAAAUGUCGUGGCAUUAAGUUGUCGAAAACUCAAUUAUAUUGGGGUUGGUUUGUGGCCAUUGCUUCACUCUUGAUAUCGCUUUUGGGCCCAGCCCCCAUGGGUUCCAUGAGUUAUCAAUACAACAGCACACACUCAGCAAUCUAUGCAGCAUUUGUUCCCAUUACAUGGUGUAUAUUCUUCGUCUGGGUUGUCUUUGUCUCACACAAUGGCUAUACAAAUUUCAUCACCGACUUAUGUUCAUGGAAGGGUUUCCAAGUGUCCACCAAGCUGUCAUAUGCCAUUUAUUUGACCCAAUUUCCUGCAUAUUUCUUCAAUGUAGGACGUCGUCGUCAUGUCCAUCACUACUAUAAUUUCGUUUCAAUAAUGCUUGAUACCAAUGAAUAUUUGUGCAUAUUUAUUGCCUCGGUUGUGUUGACAGUGCUGUUCGAUGCACCUUUCCAAAAUAUUAGAAAACUGCUCACAAAACGCACCCCAACCGCUGUAGCCUCUGGUCCUGCCGACACCACUAACACCAAAUCAGUUACCGCCAACGGUAGCAUUUCCAAAGACACCAUCACAACACCAAGCAAACAUCUGCAUUCCGAAUAGUUUUCCACACACUCACUCCCCCAUGUACCUAACAAUAUACAUCUGCGAAUGUCGCGUGUAUUGUUGUUGGUGUAUCCAAAUGUAUAAUUUUGUGUAUUUAUGUAGUUUAGUGUUGUUUUAGUUGUAGUCCUAUUUAAUUCGAUUUAUUUUUACGAUUCUAAUUGUACACAUUUGUUCAUAUUCCUCUUCAUCUCUUAAGCAUUUUACAUGGUAGUCCUAAAUUAAUUACACAUUAAUCGACGCUAUUCCUGUACAUACACUAAGCACGAAGCAAGCAAACCAGCAUCAUGCAUUUGCAUCCAUAUCUAGUAUUAUUUUUUAUUUUAUUUUUAUGAUUAAUCAUGCGAAACUAAUGAGUUUGUUAGUCAUUUGUUUUAAAUUAGGCCAUACAUUUGUACAGUAAAAUUUAAAUAAUAAUAAUAAAAGAAAGAAUUA